Aureobasidium uvarum is the source of this 1557-nucleotide messenger RNA. Lineage: Eukaryota; Fungi; Ascomycota; Dothideomycetes; Dothideales; Saccotheciaceae. The record is from the annotation of a GenBank genome assembly.
AUGAAGACCUGCGACAGGGAGUCCUAUCAGCUGAGAGCAGCAUAUCAAAAUGCCAUGCCUGACGCUCUAGUGGCAGGAGAGCGACUGCGUGUAGCCAUGGGCAUGGAACACCAGGCUUUUGACGGUCACGGACAGCUUGUCGUCCUCCCCUGGCAUAUGCCUCUACCUAGAGAACUCCAACGUGGAAUUCGGCCUACACCUCGGUAUCUCAGCACAGCUAUCGAGAGUGUCGGUACUGGACGCGAGAUAAGCAUGAUGCCAUGCAAAGGAGCUCAACUUGGAGCACUUCCACAACGCAACAAGAGAAGAACCGACCCAUCUAAUCAACUCGAGCGUGCUCUCCACAACAAGAGCCUCGCCCAGCAUCUCUCUGUUCCUACCGUCCCCAACAGCGCAAUGCCAGCUCCUCUUCAAAGCAAAGACAAAAACCUGCCUCUGCUCCUCGCCAAGACGAGAGUUCCACUCAAGACCAACGAGGUGAUGGACAACGUGCUCAAGCGCAAGCUGGCUCAAGUCAAGCUUCCUCCAGCCCCCAAAGAUCAGCCUCUGAGCGGUACAGUGCCCAAUCUUUCCAAGCAGCCAGCUUUCCAACACAGAAUUCGCAAGUCCGGACCUGCUUCCCGUACCGUCGAUAUGGCAGAUGUGCAGAAGAAGUCUUGUAACCCAAAGCCGGUCGAGUGUGAAGAAAAGUCCGAAUCACCCUCGCCUCCUCGUCGUCGCUCCAUGCCACCUAUCGAAGCAGUUCUGGCCCACGGUUUCAGGAAUUUGAACCUCGUUCGCCCUCUUGAGAACAGCACUCCACGCUCACAUGCCUUUCAACCAUGGACAAAUCUUGCUUUUAGCCACAGAAUCUUGUCUCCCACGCCAGCUUUCCUACUCAACAUGACUCCUUUUCAGUACAAUGACAGCGAAGAUACAUACUACUGGAAGUCCUCACUGCCUAUGUUGUUGUCCUACCAUCUUGCCAACCCAGCAACUCUGAUCGAAGAAACGCUUGUUCAAAGUCUGACCUUCCAUCUCCCGCCACCAACCCCAAGACUGUCUCUCGCUCCAGUGGGCAACAGAAAGCAACCCAACAGAACAUCAAGACAACCCCACUACGCAACCGAAGGCUCAGAAACCAAUACCGAAAUCCGAAUGAUCAGAAUGAUUCUACCUCCCCUGCUGCAAGCCAACAAACCCAGCGAUCCCGAGCUUCCCUUUACAGAUUGGCUGCUCAUCUGCCUCAGCGACAACACUUCCACUGCUCCCCCUACCAAUACUAGAAUCUUGCGAUCCACGACAAAGGCGAAUAGAUACCCAUACCUUCUUCUCGCUAUCCCCACCCACGCAAUCUCUGAGACUCAUUUUGUGGCAAAGAGUCCGGUGCUGAAUGCAGACAAGAAGCAUCAGACUGUUACUACAGAGUUGAGGUUUACUGGUAGAGGAAGACUACCUUUGAUGUUUGGUGUAGGAAGGGAGCCAGGUUUUAUCGAUACGUGGGUCAAGGGGUUUGGCAUGGGAACGGCAAGGUUGGAGGUUACGGUUGCGAAGGGUGUGAGGCCUUGUUGGCUGUAA